Linum trigynum is the source of this 2250-nucleotide messenger RNA. The record is from the annotation of a GenBank genome assembly. Lineage: Eukaryota; Viridiplantae; Streptophyta; Magnoliopsida; Malpighiales; Linaceae.
ACUCAUUUCUAGAUUGAUCCAUCCAAAUUGACCAAAUUGACUCAUUUAAGGGUAAAAUGGUAAAACGAGAGAUUUAGUGGGCCGCAUUCGCUUGGUGAAGUGGAUGAAAUGGGCCAGAUGGGCCAUUGGGUUUUAUUUUCUGAAUAAACUUAGUGGGAAACAAGAAAGAAAGAAACAACAAAGCGUUCUCUUUCUCGUAAACCCCUUGAACCCUUUUCCCCCCGUCGACCAUUCCCACGAUGAGCAAAGCGCAGCCGCAAUCCGUCUACCGCCGCCUCCGCGGCGCAUUCGAUUCCGUCGCUACAGUGGCGGCUGCUUCCACCCAACCCGCCGCCACAACCACAGCCACCUCCAAGCCGAGCUCACUCAGGAAGAUGGUCAAGAGAUUCAAGGAGUCAUCCGAGUCGCAAGACUUCCGUUCUCGAUUCGACGUCUACCUCAACUCAUUCAAGCGCCUUGCCAAGUACGGGAAGUUCUCCUUGAUUGAAGAAAUCGUCGAGCAUCAGAAGAAGUUCGAAGACAUCACCGGGGAGCAGUUCGUCUCACGUCUCAUCGUCAUCUACGGCAGGGUGGGCAUGUUCAAACAAGCACGCAAGCUGUUCGACGAAAUGCCUGACCUUAAUUGUCCACGAACUGUUUACUCCUUCAACGCGCUGCUUUCGGCCUGCAUCGAUUCGGGGGAGUUUGAUCAAAUCGACGGCAUCGUGAAGGACUUGCCCCCGAAGCUGGGGAUUACUUUGGACGUGGUUUCACAUAACACGAUCAUGAAAGGGUUCUGCAAGAUGGGUGCUUUGGACUCUGCUGCUUCCACGUUGGAUGAGAUGAUGAAGAAAGGCGUGAGCCCAAGCGUGGUUAGUUUCAAUACGCUGUUGAAUGCGUUCUACAGAAAUGGGAGGUUCGAAGAUGGUGAGUCCAUCUGGAAUAGAAUGGCGGAAAUGGAUGUCGCUCCUGAUAUCAUAAGCUAUAAUUCGAGGAUGCUCGGAUUGGCAUUGGUCAAGAGAGUGGAGGAAGCGGAGAAGCUAAUUGAUGAAAUGGGUACCAAGGGAAUUGAACCUGAUGGCCACAGUUUCAGUGCUUUGAUUCAGGGGUAUGUAAAAGAUGAUAACUUGGAAGCUGUUAAGCGUUGGUACCGGGAGAUUGAGAAGAAUGAGCUUGCGCCCAAUAAGGCCAUCUUUAAGACUUUGGUUCCGUUUCUUUGUGAGAAAAGCGACCUGCAGCUUGCUUUCGAGCUUUGUCGUGAUACUUUUCGUGCGAAGUGCGGUGUUGAUGUGAAAUCAAUGCAGCUUGUUGUUGAUGAGUUGACGAAAGAGUCGAAAGUUCAAGAGGCAGAGGAGCUUGUGCAGCUUGCUAAGAAGAACAAGUACAAGCUCAUCAUUAGCUGAAAGCUGGUCCUUUCUAGUUCGACAAGAGGCUGUAAGUAAAAGACAUGGCAAACUUGGAAGAUGCCAUUUUAAGAUAUUGGCAGUGUCCUUCCAAAGGAGGUCCGCAGCUUCAGAAAGUCGGUGCUGUUGUAGAAGCAGAGGAGCUUUGGGAAGCUUGGGAAGGCAAAACAGGUACAAGCUCCUGAGGGCUGAGAAUCUGAAUUCUGAAAUAAAUUACCUUUGAGAAUUUUCCAUCCAAAAGCUUUCAUUUACUUGACACCUUUCACUGUGUUGGUAACUCAUGAACCAGCGAAUUUCUUAAUCCUUGAAGUUCCUUUGUCUAGUCCAGAAUGAAAAUCGUGCCAUUUGGUGUUUCAGUGGAGUCUCUCAUGAACAUGUUAUUGUUUUCUGAAGGUCAUAAGCAGCCUUGUUUGGGCCUUUGGGGUUUAGGCUACUCUUUGGAUGUCCACUUGUCUAAACGGCAAUGCUAAUAAUUCGCAGUGUUUGGGGUUUAGGCAUUGUAGCUCUUCUUAAGUAAUUUGAGUAAAAUUAUAUGUAAUUUAGGUUUAAGCAGGUUGAAAAUGGGGCGGGUCAGGGCGAGGAGAGUAUGUAUGUGUCAGAUCGAAAUCGCUAUUUCUAACCUUGGAGAGCAGUCUGAUUUUGAUUAUUUUGAUUAUGAUUGUCAAACAAUAUUGUCAGACAUACAUCAAAGGCUCCAUUUUGGCAAUAUUAUGGGCAUCCCUGUUUAAAGCUAACGGAAAUGGCGUCGGAGAUAGAGAUUCGCGGUUGAGUUGUGUCCCUAUCUCUUCAAUUAUUUUCAUCAUUUGCUUCUUAACGCCGUUGAUAGACGUCUCUUGGAUUCUCCUUCGAGUAAAUUCUAUAUUCGAAA